Pteropus alecto (black flying fox) is the source of this 2732-nucleotide messenger RNA. RefSeq names its product leucine rich repeat neuronal 3 (gene LRRN3). NCBI's taxonomy places the organism in Eukaryota, Metazoa, Chordata, Mammalia, Chiroptera, Pteropodidae. Gene Ontology annotation, molecular function: protein binding. The record is from RefSeq and is a predicted model, not a curated record. The annotation marks the transcript as partial. The transcript has a single exon.
GCAUGCUCAUUACGUUUAACGUAACUUUGGUCUUCUACAGUUUCCAUUUCUCAGCCUUUCCGAUAUGCGGUCCAAUAACGAUUAAGGAGAGUCUUAACAAGGCUAAAGUCACCAAAACAUAUUAAAUUAACUGUAAAUGCUGAUAAUAUUAUGAAAUCAUCAUUAGUUAAUGGAUAUUAAUUGUGACAUAUUUUUUCCCCUUUAGACUAAUUCUUCUUCUCUUUUCUUUUAUAUUGCAUUUUCUUAGCGUUAGCAUCAUGUGGCCAUUCCUGCAAGUACUGAACUAGCAUGGGAUCUGAAUAUUAUACUCCUAAAUAAAUGAAGUGCUCAACUUCUCGUGACCGUCGAUACACCCUCCAUCUUCAGAAUGCGUAUCGGUACUUUGUCAUAAAGAAGACAGUGACCUUCUUUCUUCCAAUAUGCAUGACGUUUCUGGACAAGGCGAUCGUGGCACUGGCCCUUAUUUCCUUGAAGAAAACCUCUGCAUUUCUACGGCAUUUAUCGUUUGACAAAUGCGACAACUUUCCUUAUCAAUCAGCUCCCGCUGCACUCACUAGCGGGGACUGUGGAAUCCUCAAGGGCCCGUUCAAUUUCUGAGGACGAAAGCUAAGAUGAAGGACAUGCCACUCCGAAUCCACGUGCUACUUGGCCUGGCUAUCACUGCACUAGUACAAGCUGUAGAUAAAAGGGCGGAUUGCCCACAAUUAUGUACGUGUGAAAUCAGGCCCUGGUUUACACCCCGAUCCGCUUAUAUGGAAGCAUCUACAGUGGACUGUAACGAUUUAGGUCUUUUAAAUUUCCCAGCCAGACUGCCCGCUGACACACAGAUUCUGCUCCUACAGACUAACAACAUUGCAAAAAUUGAACACGCUGUAGACUUCCCAGUGAACCUUACUGGCCUGGACUUAUCUCAAAACAAUUUAUCUUCAGUCACCAAUAUUAAUGUAAAAAAGAUGCCUCAGCUUCUUUCUGUGUACCUAGAGGAAAACAAACUCACGGAGCUGCCUGAAAAAUGUCUGUCUGCGCUGAGCAACUUACAAGAACUCUACAUUAAUCACAACUUGCUUUCUGCAAUUUCACCAGGAGCCUUCAUUGGCCUACAUAAUCUUCUUCGGCUUCAUCUCAAUUCAAACAGAUUGCAGGUGAUCAACAGUAAGUGGUUUGACGCUCUCCCCAAUCUGGAGGUUUUGAUGAUUGGGGAGAAUCCAAUCACUAGAAUCAAAGACAUGAACUUUAAGCCACUUACCAACCUUCGCAGCCUGGUUAUAGCCGGGAUAAACCUCACAGAAAUCCCGGAUAACGCCUUGGUUGGACUUGAAAACCUAGAGAGCAUCUCUUUCUAUGACAACAGGCUUAGGAAAGUGCCCCACGUUGCUCUUCAAAAAGUUGUAAACCUCAAAUUUUUGGAUCUCAAUAAAAAUCCCAUUAACAGGAUACGGCGGGGUGAUUUCAGCAACAUGCUACACUUAAAAGAGCUGGGGAUCAACAAUAUGCCCGAGCUGAUUUCCAUCGACAGCCUUGCCGUGGAUAACUUGCCGGAUUUGAGAAAGAUAGAAGCGACCAACAACCCGAGGCUGUCUUUCGUCCACCCGAACGCGUUUUCCAGGCUGCCCAGGCUGGAAUCGCUCAUGCUGAACAGCAACGCGCUGCGCGCCCUGUACCGCGGCACCGUGGACGCCCUGCCCGGCCUCAAGGAGAUCAGCCUGCACAGCAACCCCAUCCGGUGCGACUGCGUCGUCCGCUGGAUGAACAUGAACAAGACGGACGUCCGCUUCAUGGAGCCCGAGUCGCUGUUUUGCGUGGACCCGCCUGAGUUCCAAGGCCAGAAUGUUCGCCAGGUGCACUUCCGGGACAUGAUGGACAUCUGCCUCCCUCUCAUCGCGCCCGAGAGCUUCCCUCCCAGCCUGGACCUGGAGGCCGGGGGCCACGCUUCCGUGCACUGCAGAGCCACCGCCGAGCCCCAGCCCGAAAUCUACUGGACCUCGCCCUCCGGCCAGAAGCUCCUGCCCGGUACUCGGACGGACAAGUUCUACGUGCAUCCCGAAGGCACGCUGGACAUAAGCAGCAUCACCCUGACAGAAGGGGGUCUGUACACCUGUAUCGCAACCAACCUGGUCGGCGCUGACCUGAAGUCUGUCCUGAUCACCGUGGAUGGUUCUUUCCCCCAGGACAACGAUGGAUCCUUAAAUAUUAAGAUAAAAGACAUUCAGGCCAAUUCAGUUCUGGUGUCUUGGAAAGCGAGUUCUAAGAUUCUCAAAUCCAGUGUGAAGUGGACAGCCUUUGUCACGUCGGAAAAUGCCCGAGCUGCCCAAAGUGCCCGGAUACCAUCGGACGUCAAGGUGUAUAAUCUCACUCGUCUGAACCCAUCCACGGAGUAUAACAUUUGCAUCGAUAUCCCCACCAUCUACCAGAAAAAUAGAAAACGAUGUGUCAAUGUCACCACGAAAGGUUUGGACCCCGAUCGAGAAGAAUAUGGAACGAGUAACACCACAGCAUUUCUGGCCUGCCUGGGAGGCUUCCUGGGGAUUAUCGGUGUGAUAGGGCUUUUCAGCUGCCUCUCUCAAAGAGUGAACUGUGGUGGCGGUCGUGGCUACGUGAGGAAUUACUUACAGAAACCAGCCUUUGCGUUCAGCGAGCUUUAUCCUCCUCUGAUUCACCUCUGGGAAGCAGGCAAAGAGAAAAGUACAGCACUGGACGUGAGAGCAACUGUUAUAGGCGUGCCGACGAACAUG